Messenger RNA from Parascedosporium putredinis, 684 nucleotides. NCBI's taxonomy places the organism in Eukaryota, Fungi, Ascomycota, Sordariomycetes, Microascales, Microascaceae. The record is from the annotation of a GenBank genome assembly.
AUGCGUUCUGACGAAUUAGGUCAAGCUUGUCUGCAAAGUGAUAAUAUCGAGCUCACCAGAUGGAUUUUCACCAAGUUUCCCGAUGUGUGCGACUACGAGGUGAUAAUUGUGGCUGUUCUCGAGUCCGAAUCGCCCGAGAUCUUCCAAAUCUGGCUCGACCUGACGGCCGCCCUCACCCGUCAAAAGUUCGGAAUAAUACCACAGAUAUUCACCAAAUUGGUGCUCCGCACAGCUGCUCAGUUUCCACAACAGGAAGCGCGUCUUUUCGAGGCCUGGCGAGUGUUGUGUAAAAACGGCGUGGUGAAUGAUGGACAUCUUUCAAAAGCCCUGAUUGAGGUUGCAAAGAGCAGCUAUUCCAAAGUUCAGGCCAAAGUAUUGAUCGAGCUUGGGGCAGACGUCAACUCCGUAGACCCCACAACCCGAGGGUCAGGUUGGAAGACCAAAUCGGCCCUCCGGUGGGCUUGCAAGACGUCGAGUAAGGAAGCAGCCGACUUUGUCCGCUUUUUGCUUCUGGAGGGCGCGGUCGAUCGCCAGUAUAAGCACCACAAGCCGGUAUCUGAAGAGGAUGGAGCUAGAAACAUUAAAGUUUGGCUUGGAAUGAACUUUGAGGAGCUUGUCAGUUGGACAUCUGCACAGCGCGAGUCAAACCUUGCAAAGCUGAAGGAAGAAAAUUCCCUUCGAUGA